AAUCUACUGUACUUUCUGUUUGCUAUAUUUCACUCGCGAGUGGGCGUGUCGCUCUCUGAGUGACGCAACUAGAGUACACGCGCUGUAGCGGUCAAUAAAGACACGCGCGCACUGAACAACACAGACGCGUCAGGAUCAGGACAGCACAACAUCAUGGCUCUGGAUAUCAGUACGUGGGACCUUGCAUGCAAGUUUAAUAACACAGACCACCACACCGAGUUAAACGGCACAGAUCGGCUGAUCGUGAGGAGAGGUCAACCCUUCACCAUCAACCUGUACCUUAACUCUGGAUCUUAUCAGCCUGGAGCCACUCAGCUUUAUAUUGAAGCAGAGACAGGACCUCAGCCCGUGGAGCAGUACGGCACCAGAGCCGUCUUCAACCUCAGCGAUGAGAUCGACAGCACACGUUGGAGUGCAGCGGUCACCAGUCCACCUGCAGACACCGUUUGCCUUUCUAUUUGUGCGGCUCCUGACGCGCCCAUCGGACGCUACAUCCUGACUCUAGACAGACGAUUCCAGUUUGAAUUCAUUCUGUUGUUUAACCCCUGGUGUCCAGGAGAUGUGGUGUACAUGGAUAGUGAGGAAAAACUUGGGGAGUAUGUUUUGGCUCAGGAUGGCAUCAUCUUUAGGGGCGAUGCCAAGUACCCUAUACCGCUGGCCUGGGACUUUGGACAGUUUGAGGAAGGCAUGCUGGACGCCUGUUUGAGAAUCCUGGACAUGAACCCUAAACACAGGAAAAACCCGGGGAAGGACUGUUCUGGACGCAGAAACGUCAUUUAUGUUACACGAGUGCUCAGUGCUAUGAUAAAUAGCAAUGACCAAGACAACGGUGUACUGGAGGGAUGUUGGAGAGACACGUUUGAUGGUGGUGUGAGUCCCAUGUCCUGGAGGAGCAGUGUUGAUAUUCUCAAGACAUGGGACCGCUCGUCUUGUAUGGCUGUGCGCUACGGUCAGUGUUGGGUCUUUGCUGCUGUUGCCUGCACAGUGGCUCGUGCUCUGGGGAUCCCAUGCAGAGUCGUAACAAAUUACCUUUCUGCUCAUGACACCAACAGCAACCUCAUAAUCGAGCGUUAUGUUAAUGAGAAAGGAGAACCCAUCGGGACCAGCAAAGAUAUGAUAUGGAACUACCACUGCUGGGUGGAAAGCUGGAUGACCCGACCGGACCUUCCACCGGGCUUCGACGGCUGGCAAGCGAGUGACCCAACACCACAGGAGAAGAGUGAAGGGGUGUACUGCUGCGGCCCGGUUCCCGUGCAGGCCAUAAAGGAAGGAGAACUGACGCUAAAGUACGACGCUGCGUUUGUGUUCGCCGAGGUGAACGCAGAUUUAGUGUACUUCCUCAAGUAUAAAGAUGGAAGCACGAAAAAAAUCGUGAAUGACCAGAAGGUGGGACAGAAGAUCAGCACUAAAAGUGUGGGCCAGGAUGAGAGAGAUGACAUCACACACCUGUACAAAUAUCCUGAAGGUUCUGCGGAGGAGCGAAAGGUCUUUGAGAAAGCGAAUCACCAGAAUAAAUUACUGCAGGAACAGGCAAACCCCGGGCUGCACGUCGACAUCAAGCUGUCUGCGGGCAUCAAGAAAGGCUGCGACUUUGACGUGUUCGCCAUAGCGACGAAUAACACGCAGGAGGAGAAGAAGUGUCGUCUGGUGUUUGCAUCACGGGCCGUCUCCUAUACUGGAGUCACUGGGAAAGAGUGUGGCUUCAAAGAUCUGCUCAACGUAGAGCUCGCACCCGGAGCAGAGAGGAAGGUCCCACUUCGGUUGAACUACAGUAAAUACUGUAAUAAUCUAACGGAGGACAACCUCAUUCGUCUGGGCGCACUACUGAUCGAUUACAGCACCAGAGAAGCUGUCAUGGCCAUGCGUGACGUCGUGCUGGACAACCCCGAGAUCAAAAUCAGGAUUUUGGGAGAACCCAAAGAGAACCGUAAGCUGGCAGCAGAGCUCACACUGCAGAACCCACUGCAAGAACCUCUGCAAGGCUGCUGUUUCACCAUAGAGGGCGCCAACCUCACAGGCGGCAACAGCAUCACUGAGAAACUCGACUGCGGCAUUGAACCCGGGCAGGAGGCCAAAGUUAAAAUCUACUUCACUCCCACUCAGAGCGGCCUGCGUAAACUCCUGGUGGAUUUUGAUAGUGACAAGUUGGGCCACGUUAGAGGAUACAGGAACGUUAUCAUUGGAAAAUGAGAUCCAUCAACCAUUCCUGUGCAAGAAAAUCUGUUUUACAUUUGCUUUUCAUUAUUAAUGUCUAUUAUAUGCAGUAUUUUUGUAAAAAUGUAAAAAGCUGGCCUGCCCUGGAUGCUGUGGCACACAACAACACCACAAUGCAAAAGAGCUGGCAAUAAAUAUUAUCAUGUCAAAUUGUAGCACACUGAAUUAUACCGUACAUGAUGCAAUAUUCCUGGAUGUGUGUUAGAUGUGUAAACAGAAGUUGUCAAAGUGAAAGCUUAAGGCACAAUGCAUUAGUGCUGGGCAAAGAUUAAUCGCGAUUAA
Messenger RNA from Misgurnus anguillicaudatus (oriental weatherfish), 2496 nucleotides. RefSeq names its product transglutaminase 2b (gene tgm2b). Gene Ontology annotation, biological process: peptide cross-linking. Gene Ontology annotation, molecular function: protein-glutamine gamma-glutamyltransferase activity. The record is from RefSeq and is a predicted model, not a curated record. Gene Ontology annotation, cellular component: mitochondrion. NCBI's taxonomy places the organism in Eukaryota, Metazoa, Chordata, Actinopteri, Cypriniformes, Cobitidae.